AUGGAACAUGAAUCAGAGCUACCAUUACCAAAAAACAAAAAAACUCCGGUUAUACCAACUGAAUUAUCUGUACUUCCUCCAUCAGAAACAAUAUAUAUACGCAAUUUGUCAGAAAAAGUCAAAAUUGAUAUUUUAAAAAAGUCAUUAGAAGCUGUUUUUUCAUCAUAUGGCACUAUCUUAGAUAUUAUUGCACAUAAAAAUAUACGAAUGAGAGGACAAGCAUUUGUUGUAUUUGAUUCGAUUGACUCUGCACAAAAAGCUAUUGCUGAUGUGCAGGCGUUUACACUCUUUGAUAAACCAAUGGUUUUGCAAUACAGUAAGACUAAAAGUGAUGCUACAGUCAAACGGCUCGGGACUCAUGAGGAAUUUGAAGAACAUAAAAAACGGAGACUUGAAAAGAAAGAACAGCUUAAAAGUACACAACCAAAAACAAAACAAAUAAAUGCUUCUACCGCCAAGAAAAAUACAUCAAAAAAGACGCAGAAACAGAAUACUAUUCCGGAUGAGCAUCUUCCACCCCACAAAAUUCUUUUUCUUCAAAAAUUGCCCGAAAAUAUCACUGCAGAGGUUCUAUCCGCUGUAUUUAAUCGUUUUUCCGGCUUCAAAGAAGUCCGUAUGGUCCCUGGAAGGCCUGGAAUUGCCUUUGUUGAAUACGAGACCAAUGAUGAUGCCGUUAUUGCAAAACAUGGGACUGUCGGCAUGGCUUUGGGCGGAACUGUUAUUUCCGUAAAUUACGGCAGAAAAUAG
This is a messenger RNA of Pneumocystis jirovecii RU7, 747 nucleotides long. RefSeq lists its product as uncharacterized. Gene Ontology annotation, molecular function: U1 snRNA binding. The transcript has 3 exons. Gene Ontology annotation, biological process: mRNA splicing, via spliceosome. Bases 1 to 747 code for a protein of 248 amino acids. Lineage: Eukaryota; Fungi; Ascomycota; Pneumocystomycetes; Pneumocystales; Pneumocystaceae. The record is from RefSeq and is a predicted model, not a curated record. Gene Ontology annotation, cellular component: U1 snRNP.